UUUAUUUCAGUACAUUGUAUGUAUUUAAGGUUAACUGAUUAACCUCUUACUUUUAAAGACAAAAUUACUACAGUAACUUAGCAGCUAAGUAUUUGAAGUAGGGGGACACUGGCCAAUUUUUAAAGUAAUAACAUCAUACAUGUCUGGACAGUGGACAGUAUCAAACUUUUUAAAAAAAUGAAUCUGUCAGGUGAUGUGAUGUUUAGUUCCAACGUGGUUGAGUGUGGUGAUAUAGCUUGUGCAUGACCAGUGCAUGACUAAUUGAGGAAAGAGGCGUAUUAUGAGACAAUGACAAUUCCCCAGGUUACUUAUCUCGUUUGUCGUAAUAACAACCUGCUCGUAAAGUCGGAAAGCAUGAUUCACACGGAGUGUAUAUGUGAUAAUGAAAAAUUGUGAAGCACAUUUUCUUACGCUGACGAAUACCAGUUUCGGUCUGAAUUUAAUAAAUCGAGUGUCCAAUAGGGCAUUUUGGAAGACUAGAACAUAAUUAGUGUUCAUAUAUUUAAACAUUGUCACUAGUGUCUUUCAAGUUGAUAUUUACUAGAAGACGCGACUGAUAAAGUGUAUCAAAAUGUCAUCAGACAAAACUUCUGACCCGGCCGCCUUGGGCCAACCUUAUAAUGUUACUGAAUUUUAUAUAGGAUUGGGUUUGGCAGUUAGUUCUUGUAUUUUCAUAGGCUCAAGUUUUAUAAUAAAGAAAAUUGCUUUAUUAAGACUCAAUCGAGGAGGAUCAGUUCGUGCUGGUGCAGGUGGAUUUGGCUAUUUGAAGGAAUGGAUUUGGUGGGCGGGCCUUCUUUCAAUGGGCAUUGGAGAAGCAGCAAACUUUGCUGCAUAUGCUUUUGCACCAGCAUCACUUGUAACGCCUCUUGGUGCUCUGAGUGUUUUAGUUGCAGCAGUUUUGGCAUCAAGAUUUUUGAAUGAAAAACUUAAUUUACUAGGAAAAAUGGGUUGCUUUUUGUGCAUUCUGGGUUCCACUGUGAUAGUUAUUCAUUCUCCCAAGGAAGAGGAGAUUGAAAAUUUGGAAGUGUUGCUUGCGAAGCUGCAAGAUCCAGGUUUCAUUGUGUAUGUAAUGCUUGUCCUGAUGACUUUCCUGGCUAUUGCAUUUUAUGUGGGACCUCGCUACGGUCAUCGAAAUGUGGUUGUGUACAUUGCACUCUGCUCUGCUGUUGGAUCUCUGACUGUGAUGGGAUGUAAAGGUCUUGGACUUGCUAUAAAGGAAACUCUUACUGGACAAACUAAUGAGUUAGGGAAUUGGCUUACUUGGGCAUUCCUUAUUACUGUUGUUAUAUGUAUUACUGUACAAAUGAAUUAUCUGAAUAAGGCUUUGGAUCUUUUUAAUACUGGUAUUGUUACCCCAGUGUAUUAUGUCUUAUUUACCACACUUGUGAUUACUGCAUCUGCGAUACUGUUCAGAGAAUGGCAACAUUUAAGUAAUCAAGAUAUUGUUGGCAAUUUCUGCGGCUUUUUCACUGUAAUUAUUGCAAUUUUGCUGCUGAAUGCAUUUCGCGAUAUGGAUGUUUCUUUGUCUGAUGUUCAAGGCAUGUUGCGUCCAAAACGUGAGUUAAUCAUUCCCCACCGAGAAAGCAAGCGGGGCUUCCACAGUGAUGAGGAAGGUUUGAUCAGAUCUUCAGGAGGACGCACUGCUUCCUAUGGAAGCCCUGGGCUGACUCAGAGUAUUUGACAGCCUUACAUUCAGAAAAAAAUGUUUGUCAAAAAUUUAUGAUUCUUUGGCAGCAUAUAUGGAAGAUCACCAUAAACUCCUGUACAGUUGUCUAAAAGACAUGAGAAGAUCUGAGGAAAAACACUAGUGUCCACUAAUAAAAGAUCUUCAGAACUGAAUUUUCUAUCUAACGAAAACGGUGUAUAUAAGCAUACGUAUUUUAUGUUCCAAAUCGGAUGUAGAUAUUGUACUUGUUGAUGAGGACCAAAUAGUUUUGUACAUUUUUCACUUUAUAUUAUGAUAGUAAGUGAAGUAAAAUAUGUAAAUGUUAUUUCCAAAAUGUUAGAUUUAAUAGCCUAGAAAAAACAGUUCCCGUGAAUUUGCUUGUGUGUUUAUAUAGUAUGUUCUUGUCUUGGUCUGUGAUAAAAAUAUAUGUAUUAAUAAAUGUAAUUAGAUGAAUGCAAAACCUAUCACUAUUGGGCACUUCCUGAUUUAAAUAUAUCAGCUCAUUUGUUGUGAUUAACUUAUGUGUAAAUGUGUAUGAAGUGUCUUACACAAUAUUCGUAUUUUAGUGAGGUGAAAAAUGCAAUUUUGUAUUUUACUUUUGUAUUUGAGAGUUCAAAUAAUGAUUUUCAAUCAUUUAGUUUUGUACCUCAAUGAAACAAACACAAAAUAUCAUUUGUGAAUGGAAAUAAGAUAAUAGUAAUGAAAAAUACGAAGGUGUUCAAAGAAUGAACUCCUUAAAAUUUCAAUAAAAUUAUGAAUUCGUCUUUUGUGUUGUUAUUUAUGCGUUAUAUUGAUGGUAUACAAUGAAUGCAUAAAAUGGAUAAAUACUGAUAUUUUAGUUUAAAUGAACACAGUGCUCUCCAAUCAGGGGUAAUAAAGACUGAUAAUUAGUUUUACUUUCAAUUGUCAUAAAAUAUUUUUGUAGUGACAUACUACUAGUAUUUCAAUUAAUUAAUGUUAUGUACUUUCUGUUGAUGACAUGAGAUUUGCAAAAUCAAUGCAUUUGGAAACAUUUGUCAAAAUAAAAUAUGGUUAAAAGAUGACAUGUACAAAAAUUGGGAAAGGCUAGUGUAGCAACUUUUCAGUUUUUAUGCUAUUAAUGCUAAAGACACAUGAGCAUCACAUAAUGGAUGUUACAUCAUUUGUAUUUUCAUGGACCUCAAGACUCAGGCACACUAGUACAGCACAAUGGGUGUUGUGCAGUGUGUUCAUGUGCCAUGCCCCAUUCAUAUCUGUAAACUUGGCAACAGAUGCAUUUUUAUCAUUCAUUAAAGUGCACUCCUGACUCUGACCUAAGUAUUAAGUAGGAUAAACUGUAACUUAGCUGCCAGGGUGUUAGCUUUCUGUCUCCAGGUAUUAGUGUUUAAAUUCCACAUGUAAUGUUUGGUGGACAAUGCAGGUUUUCUUGGAUUCCCUGCUUCUCAUUCUAACAUUACUCUCAUUCAUUCAUUCAUAUUGAUAUUGUCUAUAUUCUGGAUCAUCUAUCCAUUAAAUCACUGAUCAGUUUAUGUGGGCAAGGCGUAGGUAGUAGACUUAUCAUGUUUAGCAAACUGUCUCAGAAAAUUGCCUCUUGAUUGGUUAACUAGCAGAGUUAAAUUAUAAAAUCUCUGUGAUUCUUAUGAAUUUGAGAGGCAAAUUAGUGAUUUGAAAGGCAAACUUAUUGGAUUACAUUGUCAAACUUUUAUUACCUUUUAAUAUGGAGGUCUCACUAACAUUAUUGUAGUAAUAGGCAGGUGCCAGAAAAAUUCAAUCUUUUGCAAUUUUUGAAAGUGUCCCAGGAGCUUGUAAAGUAACCCCUGAGUUUUAAAGAAUAUUUUGAAAAUUCUCAAAGCUUCCACUUGAGCGAGAUCAACAGGGUGGCCUUCAGUUUGGGAAAAAUCAGCAUCGGGGGAUCCCAAAAUGCAUGUUUCCAUUGCAAUCUCAAAAUAGAUUUUCCGUAGUAUUACAUAACUUUCGCUAUGCUAUGUGUAUAUAUGAAUGUAUACAAGAAAGUAAAAACACUGCAAAUGUACUCGUAGAACUACAUUAUUUACAGAAAAUAAGCAAGAAAUGUAUUCAGAAUCUCAGACAUGUCUGGCUUUACAAGAAUUUUAUUUUUCAUCUAGCAUCAUAAAAUCACUGAAAGGAGGGUUAUCACUAGUAUGUUGCCCUAACCCUAUAAAAUACUUUGUGCAACAUCAAUACAGUGCUUUACCUGUCUGCCUGUUGUGGAUGUGGUACCACAGCUCAGUAUUUUAACUACCAUACCGUAUGGGAUGAAGUCAACAACACGCCUUUUCUUCCCAAUGUGAGCACAAGAAUGUUAAUAUUGGUACCUCCUUUCAUAAUUCGUGAACAGAGUCUGUGGACUUAAGUGAAAAGAAUACUGCUGGUCUGGCUGUGGCACAUUUGAGCACUAGGCAAAAACUUGGCCCAAAACUUUACAAAGUAGGGUAAUUUUAUUGUGAUGUCAUCAAUUCUGAAAAUUGAUAAAUUAUGAUGAUCCAUGCCAUGUAUUGGUCACAUUGUAAAUCUAAUAGAGAUAGUAGCUUCAGAAUGGAAUAGUUUUUAAACUAUCGAUACGCAGCAAUCCAAUUUUGUGCUUCACAAUGUAAGAAAAAAAGGUCUGCCUCUGGUCUGAUGACAUGGGUACUCAAUCCAUGUCAAAAAAUUUAGUAAUGUGUGGAUGUCUGGAGCACCAAGAAAGAGCGUGAGGAACUAUUUAUUGUAUUCAAUCUUUUUUAUUGCGCUCUUAUUGAAGUACAUUAAGACGUAAAAAUUUUGUAAACACACCCCAGUUGAAAAUUCAUGCAUAAACCACUGCAUUAAUAAAACAUUUAACUCAUUAAAAACUAUUUCUUACAAAUAAAUAAAUCAGUUGUUCAUGCUGAUGAAGUAGUAUGAUGUUGCUUCAGAUUCCAAAAUUAAUAUACUUCCUGUUUACAGAAUUGUGAAAGCAACCCAGGCCUUCAUUGGGUUGUAGCUUUGUUGAAGAAAUACAAAAUAGAUUUGAGAAGCAAAAUUUUCGUUUAAUUUUUAUUUCUGAAAGUGAAGUAAUAUGAAAUAGCAAAAUCUUGUGAUUGGAGAGCCAUUUGUAAAUUAAUGUGAAAUAUUCCAUUUAUAUUUGUUAUACCAUAAAAAUAUUGCGGAUCAUGUGUUUAUGUUAAUACAUCAUUCCCCCAAUUGCCUUUAAGAGGCCAUACCUGUUUUCACAUAUUGGUAUGUGUAAUUUUCAAUAAAUGUAUGUUUUUAGUUUGUGUAGUAUCUUUUAAGUAGUGAAGCCCUAGUGAUCCAGAUGACAAUGUACUGGAUUAUGAAAUGGAAGGGCUGGGGGUUUGAAUCCUGACAAUGAUUUUUACUUUGGCCAUGCCUUCUUGAGGACAGUUUGCUCUUAAAGGAGUCUGUUGGGUCUUUGUUUGGGAGACAGAGUGGAAGGCAUGUGAAGUCAGUCACAGCACUUCCAUCUAGGGCCAAGUUCAAAAAUUUGUGGAACCUAUCUUCUAUGAACUCAUGGGCAUUAUUCAUGAUGUGUUGUGGGAAAGUUGAUACUUUCAGUUUCCUUCAAAUGUUCCAGAAAUGUUGACAUAAAUACAACUCCAAGAUAAGGAAAGUGAUCUCAGAUUGGUAUUACCUAGUGUGAAAUACCCAUGUUUACCUCAAUUAAUGUCUUAUGAGAUGGCAUUGAGAACAAAUAAUUUCAUGUAAAUGUAGAUUUUCUGAUGAAAUCUUCUUAUUUGUGAAGUUUAAAAGAAAACAUUACUUAUACUAUGUACUGUAUAUGUAAACAAGCAAGUGAUUUGUACUGAAUGAUCCAAGGAUAUGAAAUCACUAACAUUAUUUUUAGAAAUGCUAUUAAAGAAAUGUGAAAAAAGUAUUGGUUUCUUCAAUUAAUAAUUUCAAUUUUGACCUCCAUUAUAAACAUAUAAUUAAUAUUUAUUUUGUUAAUUUUAAUCUUCCUGAGUUAAAUACUUUUUUGCUGUCAAUCAAAGGAAUUUAAAAGAAAGAACAUUUUGUGAAUUUGGCAGUGUGCUCUAUUUAAUUUUCUAAUACAG
Molecule: messenger RNA, 5697 nt
Organism: Gryllus bimaculatus (two-spotted cricket)
Lineage: Eukaryota; Metazoa; Arthropoda; Insecta; Orthoptera; Gryllidae
Source: the annotation of a GenBank genome assembly